CCUUCCCUUUUUUCACUGUCCAGAGAGAGGACCGAACACAUGUCCACUAGUUAGGGUUUUUCUAGGGUUUCCUUCUACCAUUUCAGUUCUUUCCCUUAUCCUCAGGCGAGCAUUCCAUCAUGGCCAAACCCGGUCGAGGUCGGCCGGCCCCGCCUUCCGGAUCAGGCUCCGGUUCGUCAUCUCACUCACGGUCGUCUUCCGGCUCUGACUCCCGGUCCCGGUCCCGGUCCAGGUCUCGCUCGCGCUCCCGGUCUAAAUCGUUCACGUCGUCAUCCUCGCCUUCUGGAAGCGCCAGCUCUCGCAGCCGAAGCCCUCCGCCUACCAGAAGAAGCCCUGCAGGAGCAGCCAGGCGAGGUCGCUCUCCCCCACCACAAACUAAACGAGCUUCACCACCCCCUAGGAAAGCAUCUCCUGUUCCUGAAUCUGUGGUUCUCCACAUUGACCAGCUCACUAGAAAUGUGAAUGAAGGCCAUUUGAAAGAAAUAUUCGGUAAUUUUGGUGAAGUUGUUAAUGUGGAGUUGACAAUGGAUCGCACUGUUAAUCUUCCUCGGGGAUACGGAUAUGUCGAGUUUAAGACAAGGGCAGAUGCAGAGAAGGCCCUUCUUUACAUGGAUGGUGCACAAAUUGAUGGCAAUGUUGUCCGGGCAAGGUUCACUUUGCCACAACGCCAGAAAGUUUCACCGCCUCCAAAAGCACUUCCUGCUCCUCCAAAAAGAGAAGCUCCGCAAAGGGACAAUGUUGGUGCUGAUGCUGAAAAAGAUGGACCACAGAGGCAGAGAGAAUCUUCUCCACGACGAAAACCAAUUUCACCACCACGGAGGAGAUCCCCUGUUGCUCCUCGAAGAGGGGAGUCUCCUCGACGCCGGCCAGAUUCACCGCCAAGGCGACGUGCAGACUCUCCUGUUCGUCGCCGAGUAGGGUCUCCAAGUCGUCGGGGCGAGACACCACCACGGAGGAGACCGGCAUCUCCAGUAAGAAGGCGCUCUCCAUCUCCUGCGCACAGAAGGCAUAGAUCACCUGCACGAGCUUCACCGCGAAGAAUACGUGGCAGUCCUGUCCGCAAGCGCUCCCCACUUCCACCGAGGCGGCGUUCUCCCAUUAGACGAGCUCGCAGCCCACCAAGGAGGUCACCUCCUGUCCGCCGGCGCAGCCGCUCACCUGUUCGCAGGCCUGCUCGUUCGCGUUCUAGAUCAGUCUCUCCUCGCAGGGUUCGAGCACCACUUCCAAAGCGUGGAAGGUCCAACUCAUCCUAUUCUGGAUCACCUAGUCCACGGAAGGGAGUACGAAAGAUUUCUAGAAGCCGUAGCCCAAGAAGUCAUGUGCUUUUUGUGGGGGAUCACCCAUAAACCAUGUGGCCCAUCAUAUGGGUCAUUUUAUCAUCCAAAGGCCCGCAAGAGGAAGAAGCACCAGCAACAGCCGCAGCAGCAGCUCCCCUUCUCCAAGAGCCAAUUAGCACUCUGGGUCUUAGCAGGUAGGUAUGCUUCUCUCUCUCUCUCUCUCUCUCUCUCUCUCUCUCUCUCUACUGGUUUCAUCAUGUCUGUUGGGUGCAAUCUGGGAAGCGAAAGGCUGGAACAUGCAGAAAGUAACUUCAGAAGCUGGAAGUUGGUGCUGAUAUCAAAGACACUGUAGGUUGGUGGGUUUUGGUGUCCAGAGAGUUGUGCUGGGUGUUCAGUACUCAGGUAUGGGCUGGUUGGUUUGGGCAUUUUACUUUAGAACAUGUAUGGUGCUAUUGACAUAGGUGGGUUAUGGAUAAAUUCCUACUUGGAUUUUUUUUUAGUACCCCCGAAAGCAUUGAGGCAGUUGAAUUUGGUCAUGAUAUAAACAUGCACUAGAAACAUAUGGUUAUAAAUGCAUGGAUUGCUGAUA
Molecule: messenger RNA, 1866 nt
Organism: Magnolia sinica
Lineage: Eukaryota; Viridiplantae; Streptophyta; Magnoliopsida; Magnoliales; Magnoliaceae
Product: serine/arginine-rich splicing factor SR45
Exons: 13
Coding region: 120-1346 (408 amino acids)
Biological process (GO): mRNA splicing, via spliceosome
Cellular component (GO): cytoplasm; nucleoplasm; ASAP complex
Molecular function (GO): RNA binding
Source: RefSeq, a predicted model, not a curated record